Molecule: messenger RNA, 3169 nt
Organism: Mesoplodon densirostris (Blainville's beaked whale)
Lineage: Eukaryota; Metazoa; Chordata; Mammalia; Artiodactyla; Ziphiidae
Gene: JAZF1
Product: JAZF zinc finger 1
Exons: 5
Coding region: 201-932 (243 amino acids)
Cellular component (GO): nucleus
Source: RefSeq, a predicted model, not a curated record
CUCUGCCUCCCGGUCUCUCCUCGCAAUCCUCCCAUCGCUCUCGCCCCCUCUCCCUCCGUCCGGUCCUCUGCGCUCCCCUCACCCCGCCUCUCUCCCCCUCUCCCAGCCCCUCCUCUCCUCACCCCACCCUGCCUCCCUCCCUCCCUCCUCCCGCCCGGCGCUGGCUGAGCCGACACCAGGGGGGCUCUCGAUGUAGCACCAUGACAGGCAUCGCCGCCGCCUCCUUCUUCUCUAAUACCUGCCGAUUCGGGGGCUGCGGACUCCACUUCCCCACCCUGGCCGACCUCAUCGAGCACAUCGAAGACAACCACAUCGAUACGGAUCCACGUGUUUUAGAAAAACAAGAAUUACAGCAGCCAACCUAUGUUGCCCUCAGUUACAUUAAUAGAUUCAUGACAGACGCUGCCCGCCGAGAGCAGGAGUCCCUAAAGAAGAAGAUUCAGCCGAAGCUCUCGCUGACCUUGUCCAGCUCCGUGUCUCGAGGGAAUGUGUCCACGCCGCCUCGCCACAGCAGCGGAAGCCUUACUCCUCCUGUGACUCCGCCCAUCACCCCCUCCUCUUCAUUCCGCAGCAGCACUCCAACCGGCAGCGAGUACGACGAGGAGGAGGUGGAUUACGAGGAGUCGGACAGCGACGAGUCCUGGACCACAGAGAGCGCCAUCAGCUCCGAGGCCAUCCUCAGCUCCAUGUGCAUGAACGGCGGCGAGGAGAAGCCCUUCGCCUGCCCGGUUCCCGGAUGUAAGAAGAGGUACAAGAAUGUGAAUGGCAUAAAGUACCAUGCUAAGAAUGGCCACAGAACACAGAUUCGUGUCCGCAAACCAUUCAAGUGUCGUUGUGGUAAGAGUUACAAGACAGCUCAGGGCCUGCGGCACCACACAAUCAAUUUCCAUCCCCCGGUGUCGGCUGACAUUAUCAGGAAGAUGCAGCAGUAACAUGCUGGUCAUAACUGUGCCAAGAAAUCCUCACCAGCAGUUGCUGAUUUUGAAAACAGCCACCUUUUUUUCAGGGGAAGCAUUCAGCAACCCUUUAAAGAAUAAAUGCAUGCUUUAAAUUUUUUCUGUAACUUUGGAAUGAUGUAUCUUUGUAGAGUUAAUGAUUUUGUACAUUUGCACAUGUAAUCAUCAUACCCAUUUUCAUUACUUUGAUAUAAGGUGCUAAACAAAAAAAGCUCUAGGUUUUUCAGCACAUUUCCCCCAAAACAAGACAGAAAUUGAGGGCAUGUUGCGUAUCGUUUAGCUGUGUUGCAGUGAUAUCAGUUGCGGGGGAGGAGGGGCUGGCACUGAGGGGUUUUCCCCCAAGGUGAUAACGUGAUUGGUUGAACUCAACACAUCAACUCAUUGUGUUCAAAACCAAAAUAAUACCUUCACUGUCAAACUGGUUACCAUGCCUUACAUAAUGGAGUGAGUUAGUACCUGUGACUAGAAAGACUUUAGGUAACGGAAAUAUAAAUAAGAAAGAAUGUUUAACAUAAUAUGCUAAAAAUAUUUUCAUAUUUAAAUAACAUGCAUAAAAGGUGUGCUUUCUGUGUUUUAUAUUAUCUUGCAAAUCCUUUUGACCUUUAAAAAGCUGAAAAUCUUGCCAUGUGACUUACCAAUCAUUUUAGUGUUACAAAUGGCAUUUUUGUACAAAAAGUCUAUUCAGUUCACUCAUUAACACACAUUCAUUGAGUGCCUGCUAGGUGCAAGGGAUUCAGUUUAUGCCUAUUGAUGUCUGUGGACCAAGAUACCAGUUUAGUGAAAUACUUUCCCCUGAAAUCUGUUAGGAAACACUUUGAAAUACUUAAGUGCAAAUUUUGUGUGUGUGAAAUUUAGUUCUAUCUAUCUUCAUCUUUAGGUGAAGUUUUAAAGCACUUUGUCGUUCUCUAUUGCCAACAGAUGUGAUGUUUUAUGUGUUGCCAGUUCUUGCAACCACUGCCCUAACAACCUGCGGGUUGCAGAUAAGAAUUAAAAUGCCAAGCGCGUUUCAAAGAGGAGCGUUUUGUUAAGACCCCUGUCGCCUCCUCAUGCUCAUUGUGUUUUCAGACUUUUUUUAAAGGCACUUUUUCCAUCACAUUGUAGAUGUCUGUAUUCCCACUGGAAAUGUCUGUUUAGCUUUGUAAGACAUUUUGCUGAAAUAUGAAAUUGAGCCUUAUUGACAGGUAAGUGCUUCUUGCAGCAGGUGGUCAAAGAGUGACUAAUACGUGACCCAUUAGAGUAUAACCUAUGUCUGGACCAUUCCUAAAGUUUUUCUUACCAACAGUACCAUCAUGCCUUGAGUGUUCAUUUCUCCCAAGUGCUAUUCCUUAAACAUGAGUUUACCAAUUGCCUAAUUAUGCAAUAAAAAUUGCUUUGAGAUGGCUAACUAACUGCCCACAAAACUGAUGAAAAUCAAACUCGAAAUGCUUGUAAAAUAACUUUCUUCCCGUGUUUCCAUUUGUUGAAAGUCUUACAGAUGGAAAGCAGGUGUUCCUCCUCAAUUUUUCAGACCUUUUGAAAGGAAGACAAUUCUGUUAGCCAGAUGGGUAAGCUUCUAUUAAUACACUCUUAAAUUGUGAAUCCCUCAUAAUGAGGGAUUCAAAAGUUAUUUAUAAAGACACUACCUGCUAAAAAUGUCCUCAGAUCUCUGAAGAAUAGUCUUGGUCCUGAAUAUACAGUGUUAUCCUUUAUGUUUUAAAGGGUGAUACAGACAUGAGAAGCCACUAGUUGGUGCAUAAGAAGGCCCUACUUGGCUAUUUCAUAUCUACCUAGAAUUGACCAAAAUUUUUUUUAGGCCAGCAAUUAUUAUUUAGCUUCGCUCCUUCUAGUGCAAGAAACUGUAGGCUGGAUCAGUAGUUCAACAGCUAAACAGUCAUAAAAUAGUCAUUGUGCAUGUUAAAUUUCUUUCAACUAUAAAAAUUUCCAGUUUCUAUUUACUUAUUCAUUGUGACAGUAUUACUAAACAAACAGGUAAGGAUGGGAAUAUUUUGUUAUAACGUGUAUAGUGAAUGUACUGUACUGUGUCUGUGAAAACUGUGCUUUAAAUUAUAUUUUCCUAUGUUUUGUUCAGGACAGAGCACAUUAAGUUUGAAAGCAACAGAGGUUUGUUUUAGAACUGAAGGCAACUUAAUGAAACAAAAUUGCUGUCAAGAAAAGCUGCUUAUAAAUGUAAAUGAUAUCACAUUUAAAAUAAACUGCCUCUGACCCCAAAUAAA